UAUCAGGGCUCAGGCUGAGACACGGGGCCCAGACCCCACCAGGUGCCCGGCAUGUGCCCAGCUCAGCCAGGGUCCCUGGAGUGCCUGGGCAGGGGGAGCUGGAUUCCCAAGGUCUGGGCAGGGACCCCCCUUUAGCCCAUUUUCCUCCCCCCUUCUUUUGUCCCACCUCCUCCAGCAUGCAGGGCGUGUCCCCCCGACUAGUCUCCUCCCCCUGGGGGCGGGGCUAUGGAAAUAAGCCGGGGUAUAAACCCCCGCGCGGGGCAGGGCGCAGCGGCUUGGAGCGCAGGGCGCACGGGGGCGCAGCCGGUUCUGGAGACCCCCCGCGGCUCCCGCCUCCGCCCACUUCCCGCAAGGGGCCCGGCCCUGUUCGGACCAUGCCCCCCCCAGGAGCUGCUGCCCGGGUACCCGCCUGCGCCCCCGGUGCCCCCGCACCGGCCCCCGCCCGGGCUGGAGCUCCAGUGCGUCCUGCUGGGGGACGGCGCCGUGGGCAAGACCAGCCUGGCGGUCAGCUACAGCGCCAACGGGUACCCGGCGCGCUACGUGCCCACGGCGCUGGACCGCUUCUCGGCCGUGGUGCAGGUGGACAGCGCCCCCGUGAGGCUGCAUCUCUGUGACACGGCGGGGCAGGACGAGUUUGACACGCUGCGGCGGCUCUGCUACACCAAGGCAGACGUCUUCCUCCUCUGCUUCAGCGUGGUGGCCCCCGCCUCCUUCCAGAACGUGGGGGAGAAGUGGGUGCCGGAGCUGUGCCGGCUCUGCCCCGCUGCCCCCCUGCUGCUGGUGGGCACCCAGUGCGACCUGCGCCAGGACGUCCAGGUGCUCAUUCAGCUAGCCCGGCGCCGGGAGAAGCCGGUGGCCGAGCCGGCGGCCCGGGCGCUGGCCCAGAAAGUGGGGGCCGUGGGCUACGUGGAGUGCUCGGCGCUGACCCAGCAGAACCUCAAGGAGGUGUUCGACACGGCCAUCCUGGCGGGGCUGCGGCACGCCGAGGCCCGGGGCCGCCGGGCGCGCAGCACGGCCAGCAAGGUGCGGACGCUCUCCAAGGCCUGGUGGAAGAAGUACGUCUGUGUGCGGUAGCCGGCGCCCCCCCCCCCCCACAGUGUCCCACGGGGCACCCUCCACCUGGGGGCUGAAGGGCGCUCUGCAGCGUGGGGGGCUGGGCUGAGAACAGACAACUCGAUCCAGGUGUGGAUUCAAGAGCCUCCGGGUGUUUGCCGGCGGGAUGGAGACAGGCCCCGGGCCGUGCGGGUGGCUGUGCCGGGCUCCGGACUCCCCCACCCUGGCCCAUGUGGGUUGUGCUCCUGGGCUGCCGGGCUGCCUGGCCCCCCACAAAGGGGUCCACAUUCAGAGCAGGGGCUGGUUCCCCGCUGUCGGGGGAGCCAGAAUCUCAUCCCUCCAGCUGCCUCCCUGCAGGACAGCCUGCCUCGGCUGAGGGUGGGGCACAAGCCCCCUCAGCACAGCCCCUUUUGCAGAGGAUUUUGGUUUGUGUGGGGCACGGAGGGAACCGCUGCAGGAGGAUCGCCCCGCUGGACUGGGGAGGAGCAGAACCAGCGCCCCCAAACCGGCCCGGCCCCACGGCUGGGUUUAAACCCUCCCCCUCGCUGGGCACUUUGCGGAGGGGACUGGCCGGGGCAUGGGGGGGGCGUACGGUGGGGGGCUCAGCCGGACCCUCCCUCCCCCUCGCAGUCUCUAGGCGGGGUCAGAUCCAGCUGCAGCCGCGGACCGGAGCUUCCUGCGGGUGUGGCAGGCUGAGGGGGCCG
This is a messenger RNA of Chrysemys picta bellii (western painted turtle), 1757 nucleotides long. The record is from RefSeq and is a predicted model, not a curated record. Lineage: Eukaryota; Metazoa; Chordata; Testudines; Emydidae.